Penicillium cinerascens is the source of this 1212-nucleotide messenger RNA. RefSeq lists its product as uncharacterized. The transcript has 3 exons. Lineage: Eukaryota; Fungi; Ascomycota; Eurotiomycetes; Eurotiales; Aspergillaceae. Bases 1 to 1212 code for a protein of 403 amino acids. The record is from RefSeq and is a predicted model, not a curated record.
AUGACGAUUCCCGACGAUAUCCUCGCUGCAAAGGCAGCGCGGAGAAUUCCCGGCGAUGUCUCCCUGUCGUACCUUGCUCAGUCGCGCGAUCAUUCGGCCAUUGUGGGCAUUGUGUUUCUGGUCUGUUUGACGGGCGUGGUGAUGAUCAUUCGUCUCUAUGCACGGUUAUUCCUUGUCAAAAAGAUUGGCAUUGAUGAUGCAUUGGCGACCUUGACAAUGCUGAUCUACAUCGCAUUCGUUGCCCUGUCCAUCGUCCUCAUCGACCUCGGAAGCGGCCGCCACAUUGAAUACAUCCAAUACGUCCUAUCUAUGACAACUGUGCGCGAAACUGAAGUCCUCGAUUUCGUCGCACACGUUCUCUAUACAACAGCCCUUUUCUUUUGUCGACUUUCCGGUCUCGCCUUUUACUUCCGGCUCACAGCACGCGCCGGCAAACUCCACAUUGCCAUCCUAACAGCUGCGCCGUUCCUCCUUGCCGCCUACCUCCCGCAGCUUUUCCUUUUGAUCUUCCACUGCAAACCUGUUACCGGUCUGUGGCCAUAUGAAUGGCUGAGUGAACCCAUUACCUAUACGUGUCUUCCGUGGGGCUUGGUCUAUUCCGUCAACUCGGGGCUUUCUCUUGCUUGUGACGUGAUGAUGUUCAUCAUCCCCGCCAUCCUCAUCAGGCAGCUUCACGUCUCUAUGGAAAAGAAGAUCAAACUCUCGCUGGUCAUGUUCCCCGGUGUAUUCGUGAUCAUCAUCUCCGCCGUCCGCGUCUGGCUCGUCAUACGAGGCCAAUGGGCCUCCGACGGCAGCUGGGCCUACAAUCCAAUGCUAUGCAUCGAAAACGCCGAGAUCGCAGGAACCUUGAUCGCACUCUCCGUCCCCGCCCUGAAACCCGUCUUUGGAAACCUCUUCUCUCACCUGACAGAGUACACCUCUAGCCAUACGCGAUCGCGAUCUGCAGGUAGAUUGCGCAGCCAUUCCAACCCGGUGAGCGCUUUGGGCUCGAAUGCUCGCGACGACAAGCGGCUGUUAAACUGGUCUAAGCGCGGCCAUGAUGAUUACGAGAUGAUGCCUUCUGAGGUCUCUGUGACGAGAGAUGCGAAUGGGUCGAUUGUUUCGUCUACGGUGCCUGGUAUUAAGGUGACAAAUGAGGUUAAUAUUACAAGGGUGGAUGGGAGGACGCCUUCGCUGGAGAGCUUGUCGCGGCCUUCUUCGCGGGCUGCUUAG